AUGGUGAUGGGGAGGCCAAGCAACAGGGGCGACGAGGAGCGGCUGCCCCUCCGCGGCGUGCUGGAGACGCAGCAGCGGGCGCCGGGGCCGCCGCCGUCGCCGCCGCCGGCCCACCACGCCGCGGAGCAGCUGAAGGAGGCGAGGCGCGGGGGCAGCAGGCUCUGGCGCGCGUCCGUGCGCGCCGGGCUGCUGCUCUGCCUGCUGACCGUCCCGGGCGUCCUGCUGCUGCUGCGGUGGCAGGCCGACUCCUCGCCGCAGUGGGUCUUCGACUUCGAGGCCCCCGAGGAAGACGACGGCCAAGAUAUACAAGAUGAUAUGUCCGAUGAUCUAUCUCCGUCGCCACAAAUAGCAUACGACCGACUUCUGGGUGGCCUUCUGGUUGAGGGUUUUGAUGAGAAAUCAUGUAGAAGCAGGUAUCAGUUUGCACGCUAUCACAAUUCACCAAGCAUACCUUCUCCAUACCUCAUAGAGAGGUUAAGGAAACAAGAAGCUUUGCAGAAAAAGUGUGGUCCAGGCACCAAAGCAUAUAAGGAAGCCUCAAAGCAGCUGAAGUCCGGUCAAAGCGUCAAUGUGACAGAUUGCAACUAUCUGUUCCUGAUUAUUCAUGCUGGCUUAGGGAACCGGAUGCUUGAGAUCACUUCAGCGUUCCUUUAUGCGCUACUUACAAACCGGAUUUUGCUCGUGGACCGUUAUAAGGAGAUUGCAGACCUUUUCUGUGAACCCUUUCCUGGAACAUCGUGGUUGGUUCCUUCAGAUUUCCCUCUGAACAAUGACGAGUUCAGUCAGAGUAGUCCUGAGAGCUAUGGCAACAUGCUGCAGAAUAAAGUUUUCGGUGAAAAUACAGAUCGAUCUUUGGCUGGUAUCUUACAAAGAAAUGGUCCGUUCCCACACAUUUUGAAUCAGAUCCUCUCAUGUGCUCAAAAUGAAAAGCUGCUUCCAGAAGUUAGUAUGGCAGAGGGAGCAGCAGCUGAGACUCAGAAUAACCAAACAGCAGCUGGGACUCAGAAUAACCGAACGAUUGCUGUUCUAACGACUUCUUUGAGCCCUUGGUACAGUGAUCAGAUUCAGAAGAAGUACGAUGAGCAACCAGCUGUUGAUGGCAUAACUGUCAAAGUGUUCCAGCCGAGCCACGAGGAGUACCAGAGGUCAAGGAACAAGAAGCACAACAUGAAGGCACUUGCUGAGAUCUAUCUACUGAGCAUGAGCGACGUACUGAUCACCAGUGGCUUUUCCACGUUUGGGUACGCUGCUCAGGGGCUCGCCGGCCUGAAGCCAUGGAUCAUGUUUAGGUCGGAGAACCACGUGAUACCAGACCCACCGUGCGGCCGUGCCAUGUCCAUUGAGCCGUGCUUCCAUCAAGCUCCCUCCUACGACUGCAAGGCGAAGAAGGACGCUGAUUUGGGCAAGGUAGUGCCUUACGUGAGGCACUGCGAAGACGUGAGCUGGGGGCUGAAGAUUGUAAAUCAAACUCAUCUGUAG
Messenger RNA from Miscanthus lutarioriparius, 1479 nucleotides. The record is from the annotation of a GenBank genome assembly. NCBI's taxonomy places the organism in Eukaryota, Viridiplantae, Streptophyta, Magnoliopsida, Poales, Poaceae.